AUGCUGCGGCCAACAACAUGGUGCACGCAGCCCGGACCUUCCGUUGGAAGGACCCGGCGGCCUCGCAGACGGAGUUCGCCCAGGUCUCACAGCGCUUCCAGCGGCUGCGCUUCCGCGCUACCCAGCUGCGGGGGGGGCUCUUGGAAACAAGCGGGGCGAAGCUGCUGCAUCUCAGGGCUGCAGGUGAGGCAUGGGCCAAGGAGCAAUGCAGAAAGCUACAGCGUGGACAAAGUGGCUGCGAAGUUGGUCAAGGUCACGUCGGCUGUGCAGCACACCGAGCUGAUGCAAGUCUUGGAUGACCGGCUCAUCGCCACCACAGACGUGCCAGGCCUUGGCGUGAAAUCUGGUUGGCAGCUUCUCUCCCAGUCCUCGCAGAAUGGAGGUUCAGGCACCAGCACCCCUCAGAGAGAGCGCAGCCGGGGGAGCAGCCUCAACAUCGCAGGGCGCCCAUUGAAGACUAGCCCCAGCAGGAACUCCAUGGCUGAAGACCUGCUGAACUUACGGAAUGCCAGCAACUUCCCAGUGGAGUUGUCCUUCGCUGAUCCGGAAGGCUAUAGAGAAGUGGAGAUCGUCUUCCCCCGACCCAGGUGCAUUUAUGCGGUCUCCUUCCUGACCACGGGGGAUGAGCGGCAAUUCGAUCCGGUUUGCUGGGAGAUCGACGGAUCGGUGGAUGGAAGCAGCUGGAUGCGUUUGCAGACGCAAUCCGGCGAGUUCGACACGCCUUCCAUGCGCCGCUGCCCGGUGGAGACCUUCUUCGUCACGGAGCCCUGGUGCAAGCCGCAGGGCUCCAGCUUGGUGAAGGUGGAUCUACAGAAGAUCCCGGCCGCCGUCUCCGAGCGCCUGUGCUUCUUCGCCAACUCGUUGCGCGCGAUCUUGAAGUCGGGCGACCUGCGGCCGGGCCGCGACACGCUGCUGGACCGGAAGGUGGGCAAUGUGCCCACCUUGACCCAGGUGGUGCCGGUCUACGAGGAGCAGGUGCUUUUGAGCGAGGAGUUCUUAUGUGCCUCCGAUGGCCGCAACAGCAACCUGGGCUUCACCAUUUCACAGGCAGAAGAUCAAUGGGAGAUCUUCGCGCGGAAGCAAGGGAUGGCACCACGAGAGCUUUACAACUCCUUCACCUGUGGAGAGCUUCAUGAAUGGGUCCGGCAAGCUGAGGUGGAUCAGGACUGGACGAAGGCCAAGGAGAUCCGAGAGCUGAUCUUCGAGGUGCGUUUCUGGGCCUCCCAGCGCUCCCAGACGGUCUCGCGCACAGUGCUCGGGGCGAUCCAGUACCACAAGGUCUUGGAGAUGCUCCCAUCCGUGCAGGCCUCGCCGCAAACCAACUUGGAAGGACUAGUCCAGCUCUUCAUCUCACACCAAACUUAUGGGCAUAAGAAGCAGAAGGAGGAGGUGGACCAAGAUAUCCGGAGCUUGAUCUGGAGAUAUCGCCAGUAUCCGGUGUUUUUGGUGUGUGACUAUGAUGCAGAGCUGGCUCGGCCAUCCCUCAAAGAGAUGGUCACGUGCCACGCGGCGCGCGAGCACAACUUCACCGGUCGCUUUCAGUAUGCCUCGCUGCUGCUGGCAUUCAAUGAGAACUAUGUGCAAGGACAGCCUGAAGAGAACAUUGUCAAGGUCGUUGAAGUGCUUCCUCGCGUGUAUCCCUUGGUGCUGGGUGAACUGGAGCAUAGACCGCCAGCAGCGAAGACACAGGGCAAGGCGGGGAAUCAACUGCAGGCACUGCGCUUUGCACCUGGACACUACCUGCAGAUGAUGGAUGCCAACAUGGGAGCCUUCUUCGGGGAGGCCUGCAAAGUGCCUUUCAUCCUGCAGCACUUCCAGCCCGCGGGCAGCGAUCGCAGGACGGUCCAGGCUCGGAUCAUCGGUUUCCGAGAACACAUCUUCACUGGCAGCCAUGGAGCUGUAGGCGCCGCGAUGGCCGAUGCGGAGUGGACCUUCGGCACCAUCUGCCAACGCUUCCUGGCGGGCCUCGGCGCGCGGAUGCACUAUGGGCAUCCGGACUUCUUGGACGGCUUUUGGGCCUCCAAUCGCGGCUCGAUGUCCAAGGCAUCUCCCGUGCUGAACCUGUCCGAGGACAUCUUCGCGGGCUUCAACGUACUCAUGCGUGGUGAGCGGUCCACACACGUGGACUGUUUGGAGUGGGAGAAGGGCAGAGAAGUCUCCUUCAACUCGGCCUCGUUGUUCUUCACCAAAGUGGCCAGUGGAAACGUGGGAGUGAUGCGCUCUCGCGAUUUGAAGACCCUGACGGGUAGCAUGAACAUUGCAGACAGCUUCUCCUUCUACUUCGCGUCCGUGGGCUUUUAUCUCUACAACGUGGUCACGGAUAUCUCCAUGAGUGCGUAUGUCUUCAUCUUCGUUCUCCUGACGCUCUCAUCCAAGAGCUUGGAUGAUAUUGGGAAGCUGGACUCCUUGCUGGCAGCGGAGUGGGUGAUCUCCUUCGGUACCUUAGCCAUGUUUCCAAGGCUCAUGGAGUUGACCCUGGAGUAUGGCAUCAUGGAGGGCUUCAUUCGAUUCCUGCCAUCGAUUCCAGGAGCCGUGUUGGUGUUCACAUUCAUGAACAAAUCCAUCGCGGAAGCCGUGGGCUCUACGAUGCAGACGGGCAUUGCAAGCUACGUCUCCACUGGACGCCCUCCGGCCAACGACCACUAUGGUUGGCGAGAUUGCUACUUCUUUUACAGAGAGAGCCAUUACUAUCCAGCUGUGCGGAUCCUUAUCAUGUAUGCGGUCUACAGGUCGCUGGCCGAGACCUUCAAUGUGGCAGCCCUGCCCAUGAUGGUCCUCUUGGGCACUGCCUGCGUCUGGUUGGCCGGUCCAAUGCUCUUCUGUCCGCAGCCGACCUUCUGGUCCCUGCGCGACGAUCUCUCGGAGUUCUGGUGCUUUGUGAUUGGCACGCCCCACGCGGAACGCAGUGUGAACCUCAAAGAGGUGAACCUGGAGGAACGCCUGGCUGCCCAGAAGGACGACGCCACGGCCAACUUGUACGACGUUUGGCUUUUCGACAAGUUGAAGCACAAGCGAGCACCGAUGCUGGCUCGCGUCAUGGAAAUCGCGGUGGCAAUGGCCCUUCUAGUCGUAAUGCUCGCGGUGGUGUUUGGCACCAUGGUGGACCAAAUCCGCUCCGUGGUCCUGCUGGUGCUGCUGAAUUAUUUCAUUCUGGCACUCUGGCGGGUCUUUGGUCGCCCAACCAUCUUGAUGAUGCUCUCGGGCGUCUUGUGGAUUUGUGCCGUGCCCUUCGUGCUGAACAGCCAAUCUCUGGGAGGACAGUAUGGAACUCUUUUGGUCGCCUUUAUCCUGACCUUCCAAGCUUUGACCGUCAUCGAGAAGGCGCUUCUUUUGGGCGCCUGGGUGUGCUUGCGCCCGGAUCCCGACUGCGCCUCCAUGCCAGAGAGCUCCAUUGAAGAGCUCCGACAGAAGCGAGAUGCUGCAAGAAGAGUUCAAAGCUAUGAUGCAGUCGUGGAGUACUUCUAUUUAAACUUCAUGUCAUACCAGUGGCACCUAUAUGUUUCGAUCAUGCUUCUAGCUGUCAACCUCGUUGUGCAGCUCGGAGUUGCCGUGCUUGAAAUGCUUGGAGGCCUCCAAUCCUGGUGGCUUCUGGGUUCAAAGCUCCGCGGCGGCUGUUGCCGCGUGCGGCGCCCCGAGUACAAACCGCCGGGGAGCGAUCACGACCCGCCGAGCGAGCGGCGGAUCCAGCUCUCCGGCGAGCGGGAGGGUCUCCGAAGCCGCUUGGGCAAGGGGAUCUCGUGA
This is a messenger RNA of Durusdinium trenchii, 3741 nucleotides long. Lineage: Eukaryota; Dinophyceae; Suessiales; Symbiodiniaceae. The record is from the annotation of a GenBank genome assembly.